GUAAAUAGAAUGAAAUGCGCGGUAAAAGUAAAAGAAGAUGCUUUAAAUAAAGUAAGAACAGAAUUCAUGGAUAUGAUCAUGGAACUUACAAAUGUGAUUAAAAUACAGAAAAAAAGGAUAUACGAAGUAACAAAUAUGUGUAACAAUCAACAGCAUAUAUUGUACAAGAAAGAUGAAGAAUUAUUUCAGAAAGCUACAGAACUAUCGGAAGUACAAAGUAUGUUGGAGUCUAAUAACAGCACCUGUAAAGAAAUGGAGGAACAAAUAGAACAUUUAAAACAUUGUCUGUGCGAAGAAACAAGAGCUUGUGAUUGUUUUAAGCAAGAAAUAGAAAUUCUUAAAGAAAAUCAUUUAUCUGAAAUAAGGAUAAAAGAAAAGAUUGUAGAAGAACAAAACAAGACUAUUUCAAGGCAAAAAAAGUUACUGCACGAUAGCGAAGAAAUGGCCCAACAAUUAGCCUCUGAGUUCGAUAGACUCAAACUAGAAUUAUGUCAAGAAAAGCAAAAAAAUAAAUCUUUACAGAUAACAUUGAACAAGACUGAUAAUGAAUUAAACAAAGUUCAUUCAUUGGACUGUAAAAAGUGUAGAACUUUGACAUCUAAAAUAGAUCAUUUGAAGACAGAAAAAGAAAGAGCACUGGCAAUUGCAAAAUUUUCUUAUCAAAAAUUAAAUCAGUCUGUGAAAGAAUAUCAAAAGCAACUCUGUUGUGAGAGGCAGCAACAUAAAUAUAUGGCAUUAAUUAUCGAAAAGAAAGAGAAGGAGAUAGGAUGUUUAAAAAAUCAAAUAUGCCAAAGAAGUUCAAGAUAUACAAAGGAAAUGAACAAUUAUGUCUUAUAAUGUGGUGAAA
Hylaeus volcanicus is the source of this 847-nucleotide messenger RNA. RefSeq lists its product as uncharacterized. Bases 10 to 837 code for a protein of 275 amino acids. The record is from RefSeq and is a predicted model, not a curated record. The transcript is spliced from 3 exons. NCBI's taxonomy places the organism in Eukaryota, Metazoa, Arthropoda, Insecta, Hymenoptera, Colletidae.